Molecule: messenger RNA, 1362 nt
Organism: Lasiosphaeria miniovina
Lineage: Eukaryota; Fungi; Ascomycota; Sordariomycetes; Sordariales; Lasiosphaeriaceae
Product: phosphotransferase enzyme family protein-like protein
Exons: 2
Coding region: 1-1362 (453 amino acids)
Source: RefSeq, a predicted model, not a curated record
AUGGCGCCGAUCGACUUCCUUGCCGACAAGAAGGCCACCAAGCGGCAAGAGGAGUUCGAGGAGAAACUCUGCAACGUUAUAGAGGACGUCGUCGACUUCGUAGUCGAGCAGCUGUCGUGGGCCGAAGCAGGCCAAUACAAUGCCUGCUACACAGGCAGAUACAACAUCAGCCUUGACAUCAGCCGGCUCGAUGGCGAAGCCCGCGUCAUCAUCCGCUUCCCUAUCCCUGGCCGCGUCUACGGCCCCUGGCGCGACGAGAAGGUCAGGAAUGAGGCAAUGACUUUGCUGUACCUGGCCGAGCACACCACGAUUCCUGUCCCGCAUCUGCUCUCGUGGGGCCUCAGCGACCAGAGUCUUCACGACCUGGGCCCGUUCCUCAUCACGGAGUACAUGUAUGGAGAAGACCUGGAGACGAUCCUCAAGAAGGACGAGUUCUCGGAUAUCGUCGACUCCGCAGCCGGCAAUGCAAAGCUCAACACGAUCUACGAGCAAGUUGCGGGAUACAUGGUCCAGCUCUCGCGCCUGGAGUUUCGGAAAAUCGGCGCCGUCUCCCGCGACCAAACGGACCCAAAUGCCAAGUGGGAUGUUACGGGGCGCCCGUUCACACUAGACAUGAACGCCGCGAACACCAUCGGCAGCCACCCACCGCAGCAGUUCGCGCGCAAACCAUUCAGAGACGCAGCCGAGUACCUCGCCGACCGCGCCAGAUGCUACCAGAUCCACGUCAAAGCGCAGCGCAACACGGCGCAGGACAGUCUCGGCAGCGACCCCGGCACGGCGGCAUGGAGCCACCUCGAGGCGCGCUGGCGGUUCGGGCGCGCCAUCGAGGCGUACGGCAUCGAGGCGUGCGGGCCGUUCCGCCUGUUCUGCGACGACCUGCACCCGCGCAACAUGCUCGUCGACCCCAAGACGCUGCGCAUCACGGCGGUGCUCGACUGGGAGUUUACGAAUGCCAUGCCCGCGCAGUACGCCUACGACCCGCCGAGCUGGCUGCUGCUGCGCGAGCCCGCGGCCUGGGCCGUGGAUGGGGAUGUUGACGAAUUCAGGCGGCUGUACGUCCCGCGGCUGAACCAGUUCGUCCGCGCUGUCGAGCGUGCUGAGCAGGCGGACCCGCCGACGGGAGACCAGCCGUGCCUCUCUGCACGGAUGCGCGAGGCUUGGGGCUCGCGCCGUUUCUUUUUCAACCUGGCCUCGCGGGAUAGCUUUGGUGUUGAUGAGAUAUACUGGGAGGUGCUCCAUGAUCACGCGAGUGAUGCUUAUAUCCGAAAGAAGAUUGAGCAGCUGAAGGAGUACGAGGCUGACGAGCGCGAGGAGCGGGAACGGGAGCGGGAGCGGGAGCGGGAGCGGCAGAAGGGGUUUUGA